Molecule: messenger RNA, 1068 nt
Organism: Nannizzia gypsea CBS 118893
Lineage: Eukaryota; Fungi; Ascomycota; Eurotiomycetes; Onygenales; Arthrodermataceae
Product: phosphotransferase enzyme family protein
Exons: 3
Coding region: 1-1068 (355 amino acids)
Cellular component (GO): mitochondrion
Source: RefSeq, a predicted model, not a curated record
AUGCUUGUUUAUCUUGACGCUCCCCUGUGGGACCAAAGUCUUGCAGACUGCGUUGCUGCUCCUGCUCGUCGAGAACUUGCGAGGACAUCGAGUUAUGGGAAACCAAGGCCAAGGAGAGCCUUCCUCCUACCAACUAAAGAAAACAUUGGCCCUGGGGAACAUACCUCACUACUAUCUAAGUAUCUACAGGUCGCCCUGUUUUUGGUCUCACGCCAGUGUGAGAUGGCAACCCCAAUACUGCGUCAUCCGGAUCUGAGCUUCCCUAACAUCCUUCUUAGCCCUGGAACAAACAAGAUAGAAGGAGUAAUUGACUGGCAGGACGCAUCUAUUCUUCCACUUUUCAUACAAGCAGGCUACCCCGCCUUUUGUGAACACAAUAUUUCCCAAGUCCAGUCUUUAAGAGAACCAACUUCUCCCGAAAACUACGAGGAGCUGAAUGAGGUGGACAGAAUGAAGGUAGAUAUAAAGCUCCAUUUGGAAAAGGCCAACUUAUAUUACUAUGCUGCUACCGGACUUGAGAAUGGUUUGCACCUGCGGGCACUGCGUUUGCCUGGCAUUUGGAUGAUACAGUACCUUAUCUCUCAUGCCGGCUACCCAUGGGAUGCUGACCUGAUAAACCUCAAAGCAGCUCUAGUUGGGCUCACCAAAAUCUGGGAUGGAAUUAUAUCCGACCCAUGCCCGAUCUCUUUUUUCCCUAAGGAUGAAAAGACAAUACUAAAUGAUGCUGCCGAGUGGAGGGAAUGUGAAGAGAUACUUUUGAAUAUUCAAGAGAAUAUUGGGAUCGAGAAGGCGGCACGCAUCCAGAUGAUUUUGAACAUGCUUCUGAUAUGGCACACCGGUUUCGGGUACAGAUAUAUACCAACGCUGAAGAGCAACUUGGAAAGCUGUUUUGGAAAUCUUGGAUAUUCAAGGAUGAUAGUGACAACUCUCCUCCCCCUGUACUCUGAUCUCAAGGUUCUGACUUCUACAUACUCUCCCUUGUACGAUAAUAUUCAAAAAACCGACCCGAAAGGGAACAAAAGAAAUUCAUCAGGGGCCGUAACGCUAAAUGCUCCAGUAGUUAAGUGA